This is a messenger RNA of Angiostrongylus costaricensis, 1104 nucleotides long. The record is from the annotation of a GenBank genome assembly. NCBI's taxonomy places the organism in Eukaryota, Metazoa, Nematoda, Chromadorea, Rhabditida, Metastrongylidae.
AUGGUACAUCUAGAUCCCACUGCAGAGGUUGGAGGAAAAGCCUUACCGUGUGUAGUGGAUGUUCGGGACGAAGCAUCAGUGCAAAGCGCUGUCGAAAUGGCGGUGAAAACGUUCGGCGGAAUCGACAUACUCAUUAACAAUGCGUCAGCUAUUAGUUUAACGAACACAGAAGACACGCAGAUGAAGCGAUACGACCUCAUGCAUUCUAUAAACACUCGGGGAACUUUUCUUAUGUCCAAACAAUGCUUGCCAUAUUUGAAGCAAAGCAAGAACGCACACAUUCUGAACAUUUCACCUCCACUGUUGAUGGAGCCGAGGUGGUUUUCAAAUCAUGUGGCAUAUACAGUGGCAAAAUACGGGAUGUCAAUGUGUGUGCUUGGAAUGCACGAAGAGUUCCGUCCAUAUGGUAUCGCUGUUAAUGCGUUAUGGCCCAUAACAGGCGAGUUUUUUUUCUCGAUCUGGACAGCAGCUAUGGACAUGCUUAGUGGUGGUUCUGGUGCUUCAGGAUCUAGAAAGCCAGAAAUCAUGGCCGAUGCUGCGUACGCAAUGCUUUCUAAGAAUAGUCGUGACUAUACGGGAAACUUUGCAAUUGACGAGGAAGUGCUUCGUGCUGAAGGUGUUACCGACUUCACGAAAUAUGCUAUCGAUCCUAGUGCACCGUUAAUCGCGGAUUUUUUUAUUCCAAACAUUGAAAAUUAUCCGGAGACGUUUUUGCAGUCACCUGAAAGGCAAAAGAGUGUCGAUAAACUGAAAAAGGUAGCUGUGGAAGAAGAUAUCACUAACGUUCUGGCUAAUAUGAGAAAUUUGGUAUCGAAAGAGUUGGUGGAAAAGUUGUCAGCCGUUUAUGAAUUCACUCUUACUGGAGAUCAGGAGAGAAAAAUUCUGUUGGAUCUAAAAAAUGGUGAUGGAUCAAUAACUGAGAAGGGUGAUAAUAAUGCAGAUGUGAAAUUUACUCUUGCCGCCACGGACUUUGCACCAAUGUUUACGGGUAAAUUAACUCCAACAAUUGCAUUUAUGGCGAAAAAACUGAAGAUAAAGGGCGAUAUGACGAAAGCGUUGAAGCUGGAGAGCGUUCUGAAGGAACUAACGAAGAGUAAACUGUAG